Molecule: messenger RNA, 486 nt
Organism: Musca vetustissima
Lineage: Eukaryota; Metazoa; Arthropoda; Insecta; Diptera; Muscidae
Product: immunoglobulin domain-containing protein oig-4
Exons: 3
Coding region: 1-483 (160 amino acids)
Biological process (GO): cell-cell adhesion
Cellular component (GO): cell-cell junction
Molecular function (GO): cell adhesion molecule binding
Source: RefSeq, a predicted model, not a curated record
AUGUAUUUAAAAGUGGUGUUGCUGUGUGUGUGCAUUUUGAUAUUGACCAGCCCCGUAACUGAAGGACGACGUGGCCGUGGCAGAGGUCGUACCAAAUCGAGAGUACAAAUUGGUUUACCCAUUACAGGGAAAUAUAGAGAUCCCGAAUCGGAUCAAUAUUACAAUAAUAAUAAUGGUGCGAAAAUUUUGCAAGCUUCCCACUUUGAUUAUGAAUAUGUUUUGGGCCACAAAAUUGCCUUUUUGUGUGUGGCCAAGGGUAAUCCAAGGCCCCAGAUCACUUGGUACAAGGAUGGUACGGAGAUUUUCCAGCAUUUGUAUAUGCAUGUCCAUGAAUGGCGUAUUGGUGAGGAUCGUGUCAAAUCGAAAAUUGAAAUUGAUCCGGCCACCCAAAUGGAUGCAGGGUUGUAUGAAUGUACCGCCGAUAAUAUGUAUUCCAUAGAUCGUCGUAGUUUUAAAACAGAUUUUUCAAUUGCUUUCGAUUAAAAC